CUGCAGAUGAUGGUAGCCAAGUGGGUGCUAUAGUCGGUGGUGUGAUAGGUGGUCUACUGCUAAUUGUGCUACUUCUCAUCCUGGUCCUCGUAUUACUUAGAAGGAAGUAUACGCAACCAAAAAAGCCAAAAGCAAGCGCCUCAUCAACGUUACCUUUUAAUAUAUCAUCUGAUGUACAUGGAGACAGCGAGUUUACACCAAACGAACCUGCUGUCCACAUAGAACAAGACGAUGCAGAUGUUGAUCACCUGUAUGGGAACACUGGCAUUGAUAAUAUACAGCGCAACAUCCCGAUUGAUAAUCUGCUACCCUAUGUUGCAAAAGUUAAAGCAAAUGGAAAUGCAGAACUGGAACGAAUAUUCAAAACAUUCUCUGACCUUCCCUGCGCUACACAAACUGCAGGGAAGGGUGUUCCAACCAAACAAUUCAACAGGUUCAGGAAUAUAAUUCCAUAUGAUCAUACAAGGGUGGUUCUUAAAGAGAUUCCCGGGGUAAAGUAUUCGGACUACAUCAAUGCGUCAUAUAUUGAGGGUUACCCAGAUGUCCCAAGGGUGUAUAUCGCAGCUCAAGGACCGAUUGAACAGACCGCUGGUGAUUAUUGGAGAAUGAUUUGUCAGGAAAAUGUAUCCAACAUAGCUAUGUUGACCAAUCUUCAAGAAAAUUCCAAGCCAAAGUGUUACGCCUACUGGCCAAAGAAUGAGGGAGAGAAGCAGACAUUUGGAAACAUCGAAGUGACCAACAUCCAAACGGACAAUAACUACCUUGAUUAUGUGAUAUACAAAAUUCUGGUUGAAAGAGCGGACGAAAAGAGGACAAUCAAAUUGUUCCAUUUUACGUCAUGGCCCGACCACGGGGCUCCCGAAGACGCUUAUGGACUUCUAGCAUUCCUAAAGAAGGUUAAGAUGAGCAACCAUUCCACAGGCAGUCCUUUACUUGUACAUUGCAGCGCUGGCGUUGGAAGAACGGGUACACUGAUUGCAAUUGACAUGCUGUUGAAGCAGGCCCAAACAGAGGGCGAGGUGGAUGUAAAUUCAUGUGUUCAUAAGCUAAGAACACAGCGACCAUUUAUGAUUCAAACACCAGAACAGUUUAUUUUCCUCCAUGAUGCUAUUCUUGAAGCAUUAGUACUCAAUGAUACGUGCAUAGAUGCAACUGACUUCAACAAAAAGAUGCUUGAACUGACAAAGGUCAUCCCCCCACAAGGGGAGACCAGGAUUCAAGAGCUCUACCAGAUGCUGGAAACUUUGAAGCCAUCACUGAACCUGACUGAUACGAAAGCUGCACGUGAACCUGCAAAUGCAAAGAAAAACAGGAAUCCUGAUAUUCUUCCACCUGGCAAAAGUCGUCCCUUUAUAAUCUCCGUGCAUCAGUCAGGCAAAACAGAUUAUAUAAAUGCAUUGUACUUGAAUGGCUAUAAGAACAAGGAUGGAUUUAUAGUGACACAACGACCACUACCAGAUACGCUAGAAGAGUUCUGGAGUCUUGUUUACGACACAGGAAGCUCUUGCAUUGUCACCUUAGAUGAGGAAAACGUUUUUAAUGAUUUGGAUUCCCCUGCAUACUGGGACAAUGAAUCUAAUAGUUUCGGAAUGUUUGAAGUAACUGUGCAACAGGAGAAUGAAAUGAGUGGAUACGUGGAACGAAGGCUUACUCUUAGAGCAAGAGGAAAGGCCUCUUCAGAAAGGGAAAUUGUUCAAUUACACAUAUCACGUUGGCCGAGGUUCACAAAAGAUGAGGCGAAAAUGAAGUCUGUGAUAUCCAUGAUAACAGCAAUGAACAAUUUCAGAAUUGGGCAUGGAAAAUCCCCAGUAAUAGUACAAUGCAUUGAUGGUGCAGAGCGAUGUGGAGUGUACUGUGCCACUGCUAUAGGAAUAGAGCGUCUGCAGGUGGAGCAACAAAUAGAUAUAUUCAGCAUUGUGAAGAAAAUCAGAAAGAACCGACCUCAGUUCAUCAAAUCUGGGGAGCAGUACACAAUGUGUCAUUACCUCAUCCAGGAUUACAUGAAUCAAUUUGAGACCUACUCAAACUUCAAAGAAAUAUGUUGAGAGAAACACUGGGUCCUAGGACAGAACUACAAAGAUGUCAUUGGCUCCUUGGGUCGUUCUGAAUGUAUCAAAGUUGCAACACAAUUAUGAUAUCUAUAUGCAUCCAAAUGCCAUUAAUGCCGCUUAUCGUCAAUUUUUAGAGUUUACAGAAGGUGGAUAGAGGUGGUGCUCCCAAUCAUGAAAAUGUUAUAUCCUAGAUAAGCGUGUAUUUUCUAAUUGCAUUAAGUAAAUGUUUAUUAGAUAAAAAAUAUUGCGAUAGCAUUUCGUGGACAAGUAACUCAUGACCGUCCUCUCUCCGAUGAUAAAGUUGUUUAGCGUUUUUUCAAAGUAAACAAAGUAGCUUUUUAGGGGGGAGGGGGGGGGGGGGGUGACGACUUUGGACCUCAAGAUAGCCGAAGAUCUGAUCCUAAUUUUUCAAGGAAUUUGAUUGGUUCCUUGAGACAUCUUCGCCCAUCUUCGUAAUUAGAACAUCUUCGGUGUAGGAGCAUCUCCCUCUUUAUUCGAGUCAUCUGAACACGAUCGCAAUAUCGUAUCAAACACAAGAUAUGGGAGAUCAACAAUCAAAAGUUUCUUGAAUCUUAUGAUAUGCAUCUGAAAUGUUUGUUUUUUAUAUUCAUGUUAUUGUACCAAUAUGUUAACACGAAUAUCCAUUUUUGUCUACAAUACAGUUUACACAAAAAUUAUAUUAUGUUAGUUGUACGCGCAAAUCUAAGUCAAUGGUACGGGAUUUCUAGGAGUCUAAUAAAGGAGCUGGUAGCACACUAUAAUAGCGCAGCAAUAUUUAACCUAACAUAUACAU
Owenia fusiformis is the source of this 2844-nucleotide messenger RNA. NCBI's taxonomy places the organism in Eukaryota, Metazoa, Annelida, Polychaeta, Sabellida, Oweniidae. The record is from the annotation of a GenBank genome assembly.